Molecule: messenger RNA, 2049 nt
Organism: Eublepharis macularius
Lineage: Eukaryota; Metazoa; Chordata; Lepidosauria; Squamata; Eublepharidae
Gene: SEZ6
Product: seizure related 6 homolog
Exons: 14
Coding region: 16-2049 (677 amino acids)
Biological process (GO): synapse maturation; regulation of dendrite development
Cellular component (GO): neuronal cell body; dendritic spine; endoplasmic reticulum
Source: RefSeq, a predicted model, not a curated record
AAUGAAUCGUUUCUGAUGCGUGGGCAGGUAAUCCGUGGCCCAAACAACCAGGUGGUGGUUCGCUUCCAGAGCCCAGCACCUGCAAAUCCUGGAACCUUCCAUUUCCAUUUCCAAGCCUAUUUACUGAGCUGUGCCUUCCCUACACGUCCGGCUUACGGCGACGUCUCUGUCACCAGCUUGCAUUCUGGGGGUAACGCCUACUUCUCUUGCGCCACCGGCUACCAGCUUGUGGGCCAGCCUCACCUCACCUGUCUCAAUGCCACACGCCCCUUUUGGAGUGCUCGGGAGCCAACUUGUGUCGCCGCUUGUGGUGGAGUGAUCCGGAAUGCCACAGUUGGACGCAUCGUGUCUCCGGGCUUCCCUGCCAGCUACAGCAACAAUCUGACUUGCCACUGGCUGCUGGAGGCACCACCAGGGCAGCGCCUGCACCUCCAUUUUGAGAAGGUUUCAUUGGCUGAAGAUGAUGACAGGCUCAUCAUUCGGAAUGGAAAUGAUAUUGAAGCGCCCCCUGUCUAUGAUUCCUACGAGGUGGAGUACCUGCCGAUCGAGGGUCUGGUCAGCGCGGCACGCGGCUUCUUCAUCGAGCUGACCACAGACAGCAGUGGCGUGGCAGCAGGCAUGGCACUGCGCUAUGAGGCCUUUGAACCAGGGCACUGUUACGAGCCAUUUGUCAAGUACGGGAACUUCACCACCAGCGAUACGACCUAUACUCUGGGGACCACAGUGGAGUUUGCCUGUGAGGCCGGCUACACCUUGGAGCAAGGCUCUGUCAUCAUCGAGUGUGUCGACCCCACCAACCCCCAGUGGAAUGAGACGGAGCCCGCCUGCCGAGCAGUGUGCAGCGGGGAGAUCACGGAUGCAGCUGGCGUGGUGCUUUCUCCUAAUUGGCCAGAGCCCUACGGGAAGGGUCAGGACUGCAUCUGGGGAUUGCACGUGGAAGAGGACAAACGCAUCAUGCUGAAUAUCAAAGUGUUGUGCCUGGGCAAGGGAGAUGUGCUGACCUUCUACGAUGGAGAUGACCUGACGGCACGCAUCCUGGGCCAGUACUCUGGCCUCAACCGGCACUUCAAGCUGUUCACCUCGACCGCUGAUGUCACCAUCCAGUUUCAGUCUGAUCCUGGCAGCAGCGGCUUAGGCUACCAACAGGGAUUCAUCAUCCACUUCACCGAGGUGCCCCGCAAUGACACAUGCCCUGAACUGCCAGAGAUCCCCAAUGGCUGGAAGACUGUGUCCCACCCAGAGCUGAUCCACGGUACUGUGGUCACCUACCACUGCUAUCCUGGCUAUGACUUGGUGGGUACGGAGCUCCUGAUGUGCCACUGGGACUUGACCUGGAGUGGGGACCUGCCCUCUUGCCAGCGAGUGACCACAUGCCGAGAUCCUGGAGACGUGGAUCACAGCCGCCGCAUGGUCUCCAGCAGCAAAUUCCCUGUUGGCUCCACAGUCCAGUUCAUCUGUGACAAGGGCUACACGCUAGCUGGGAGCGGAAUGAUCACUUGUCAUGAUCGACAAGCUGGAGAUCCCAAGUGGAGUGAUCGUCUUCCCAAAUGCAUCCCGGAGGUCUACGAGCCCUGCCACAAUCCUGGCAUUCCUGACCAUGGAGCUCAGAGUCCAGAGAAGAGGGUGUACCAGGCAGGGGCACUGCUGCGCUUCUCUUGCACUGCAGGCUACACGCUGCUGGGCGAUGCCACUUUGCGCUGUGUGCCAGGUCACCCUUCCCAAUGGAAUGGCACCCCACCACUUUGCAAGACAGCCUCCUCUGAGCAAUUCUACACCAAUCGCAACCUAGAUGUUGUGGCUAAAAUGACACCCGCUGGGGACCUCCUGGAAGGCUCAAAUGUGGCCUUUGCCAUCUUCCUGCCCGUGGCUGCUGUGGGACUUCUCCUGGGCACCCUGUACCUCUACGUCUCCAGGCACCAAGGAAAGCCGUCGCUCCAGCUGCCCCUGUCCGGUUCCCACCCUUAUGAUCACAUCACUGUGGAUUCAGCCUUUGAAAACCCCACCUAUGAAACCGGAGCUUUUUCCUCUCCAGGAGAUGCGGGAGUAUGA